This is a messenger RNA of Glycine soja, 1912 nucleotides long. Its product is annotated as OTU domain-containing protein At3g57810-like. The record is from RefSeq and is a predicted model, not a curated record. The coding region runs from base 340 to 1359 and encodes 339 amino acids. The transcript is spliced from 7 exons. Gene Ontology annotation, molecular function: cysteine-type deubiquitinase activity. NCBI's taxonomy places the organism in Eukaryota, Viridiplantae, Streptophyta, Magnoliopsida, Fabales, Fabaceae. Gene Ontology annotation, cellular component: cytosol; nucleus. Gene Ontology annotation, biological process: endoplasmic reticulum unfolded protein response; protein deubiquitination.
GAAACAUCAUUUGAAAAUCUUGCUUCCCCCAUUCAUAUUCCAACUAUUAUUAUUAUUCUUUUCUUCAAUUCCAGAUUGAAGCUUUUCACAUCAACAAUACCCUUUAGAGCCCCAAACCCAUUUUCCCACUCUUCAUUUUCGCCUCCUUCAACAGAAAUGUAUCAUGGGAGUUAGGCAGGCUAUUCCCUUCUGUUCCUGGUCUGAGAAACAUCAUAAAUUUUAAACAUUUUGAGCCUUCCAGAUGUCCAGAUUGGCCCUUUAUUUUUAUGAAAUCUCAUGCUUGCCAAUGCCAUGAGUCCAUAACACCCACCCAAGAACUUAAAACAAUGCAAUGUAAACAUGAGUAUUUGCUUUUCUACUAGUCAGUCCUCAAUAAAUGCUGUUGUCCUGAAAGGUCGUACUCCGCUGCUGAUGAGCAGUAACAUUCAUGGCCUUUGGUCCCAAGGAAUAUCGACUUCAAUUUCUUCCAGUUUGUCUCCUGGGAAGUCAGAGAUAAGUCAUGUUGGUCUUUCUGUUUGCACAAAAUUGUCUUGCUCCACUGUUAUGGGCCAAACAAUUAGAGGAGGUUUCCUUGGAUCAUGCUGCUCCAAGCAAAGGGGCAAUCCUCGAUUCUUUAGUUCUGUAGUACCUCGGAAGAGGUAUCAUGAAAUUUCAUUGGCAUGCCAAACUAUAAAUAUGAGGCUUUUGGUACCUAAACAAAAUAUGAUGCGCAAAGUUAAGUGUAAUUUGGGAUCAGUAAGUUGGCCGCGGGGAUGUGCUUCAGUUGGCUUAAUUUUUGGAUUACUUGUAUGUAAUUUAAGUUCUGAACCUGCUCAUGCUGAGUCACAUUCUGAAAAUGAAAAUAGGAAAGAUGACUGCAACGAGUAUGAGUCAAAUGUUAAAGUCUUGCAUGGGAAGAAAGUUUAUACUGACUAUUCUGUAAUUGGAAUACCAGGGGAUGGAAGAUGCUUGUUCCGCUCUGUUGCUCGUGGGGCCUGUUUGAGGUCUGGAAAGCCCCCUCCUAAUGAAAGCAUUCAGAGAGAGCUGGCAGAUGAUUUACGAGCCAGAGUUGCUGAUGAGUUUAUCAAAAGAAAGGAAGAGACCGAAUGGUUUGUUGAAGGUGAUUUUGAUACAUAUGUUUCACAAAUAAGGAAGCCUCAUGUGUGGGGAGGUGAACCCGAAUUGUUCAUUGCAUCACAUGUUUUGCAGAUGCCUAUCACAGUAUACAUGUAUGAUAAAGAUGCUGGUGGUUUGAUAUCAAUUGCUGAGUAUGGUCAAGAGUACGGCAAAGAAAACCCAAUUAGAGUUCUCUACCAUGGCUUUGGUCAUUAUGAUGCAUUAGAGAUUCCUAGAAGGAAGGGUCCUAAGCCAAGACUGUAGCAUUUCAUAUUUAAAAUGUGGAAGAGAUUAAAGCUUGUAUUGGUUCCCUUCAGUAACAUUCAUAAUGUCAUCUAUAGGUCAAGUUUCCUGAAAACCUUAUGCCUUUUAUGUCUUGGAGGACGUUUGGUCCAAGGCCUCAGUGAACAGUGAUAUUCACUUUAUUGCUGUGCCAUGCACACGGUUGUUUAUGUUGGUCUGAAGAAAGAGAGCCUUUGACUUCAGGUGGACCUUAAAGGUUCAAACUAUCCACUAACUUCUGUAAGCCCUUUCUGUGAAAGGUAGAAAUAAUGGUAUACCCUUCUGUCUCUGAGUCCACCACUAUGGAGGGGUGCAUGGAUCUUGGUACUGUACUGCUUCCAUUGAGAAAAUAUAUGUAAUGGCUGACAAAGCUGAAAGUUGGAUAAUUAUUGAGAGUUCAUUAAUAUCAAGUACAUGGGGGGUAAGUUGUGUUUAGGGAAUUACUAGUGUUUUAGGUUUUACUUAACCAAACUUCUUUGUUUGCCCUAUUCACUUUUUCAUCUCUUAAAUACUUUCAUCUCCCUCAUUAGCCUCA